AUCAAGCUCAUCAGAUGAAGCAAUGACUACCUCGCACGAUGCACACGAUAUGAAAAAUACAACAUUUUUUCUCGAUAGUUUAAUGGGCAACUAUGAUAGACGAUUACGUCCAAACUUUGACGGUCCACCGACAGUCAUUUAUAUUGAUAUUCACAUAAGUCGAUUUGAUAGUGUUCAUGAAAUGACCAUGGACUUUGGAAUGACAGUACUAUUACGAAUGCGUUGGAAUGACCCACGGUUGUCUUUUAACCUGACGUCACAGCACAUACCACCAUCAUCAUUCAUGGUAGGGAAAAUAUGGAUUCCAGAUUUGUAUUUUGCAAAUGAAAAAACGGCAUACUUCCAUGACGUUACACGGGACAACAUUCUUCUUCGCUUUCAUCCGAAUGGUGAUGUACUUUUCAGUGUGAGGCUGACAUUGACCUUGGCGUGUCCAAUGAAGUUCGGUAAAUUCCCGAUGGAUAAGCAAACAUGCCAUAUGCAAAUGGAGAGCUAUGGUUACACGACGAGUGAACUUGAAUUCCAGUGGAAACCUGAUAGCCCCAUUACCAACGAUACUGCUUUCGAACUGCAACAAUUUACUGUAACCAGCCACGAGAUUGGUCGAUGUGAUAAAUCAUACUAUACAGGGGAGUUCACCUGUAUAAUGGUGAUGUUUGUACUCGGCCGGGAACUUGGUUACUACUGGUUAAUAAUUUUCAUACCAAGUUUUAUGUUGGUACUGUUAUCAUGGGUAUCAUUUUGGAUCAACCCUUUUGCAUCACCAGCACGUGUUUCGUUGUGCAUAACGUCAGUUCUCACUAUUACCACGCAAGCCAUUGGUGUACACGAAACAUUGCCUAAAGUCUCAUAUGCUACGGCCAUCGAUGUAUGGAUGGCGCUUUGUCUCAUCUUUGUUACAGCAUCACUCUUCGAGUACGCAUGCGUGAAUUAUUGUUUGCAAAGAUUUGGUAAAUACAGACUCAAGGAAGCAUUGUCAAAAGCUGGCGCUGAAAUGGCGCUUAUGAAUCUUGGGAAUGUGGAAAUACCGUUGAAUAAUCCUGUUCACCAAGGUAACGGUUUUGAUGGUAUGUCACGUGAUAUGACAGACGCAUACGACAUUGAAAAACAGCUCAAACUACACACCGAAGUGGCUCAGGCUUUGAAGAUAGAUAUCGUGUGUCGAUAUGUUUUUCCGGCGUGCUUCAUUGCUUUCAAUGUAAUAUAUUGGCCGUUAAUACUUGGGGAGUAAUGUAUCAUCUGUCUGAAACGAGACUUUGCAUCGAUUGGGAUGAUAAAUAAUAAUGUCUAAAAACAAUGAAGCAAUUACACGUACUCGUAUUUUCAUUUUAUAAAACAAAUGAGAAUAAUGUUAUUGAUUAAAAAUUUGUCAUUAUCUAUUUUAUUUCAAUUUCUCCUGUAUACAAUAUAUUCCAAACGUACGCCAUAAUCAUAAUAUGAUCAAUUCUUUAAUGAAUAAUGUAUGGUUAUGUGUUUCUAUGUUAUUGAAUAAAAUUGAAAUCUGAAUGGAUUUUCUAGACAGAA
Molecule: messenger RNA, 1524 nt
Organism: Saccoglossus kowalevskii
Lineage: Eukaryota; Metazoa; Hemichordata; Enteropneusta; Harrimaniidae
Product: glycine receptor alpha 1 subunit-like protein
Biological process (GO): monoatomic ion transmembrane transport
Cellular component (GO): membrane
Molecular function (GO): extracellular ligand-gated monoatomic ion channel activity; transmembrane signaling receptor activity
Source: RefSeq, marked provisional